This is a messenger RNA of Cylindrotheca closterium, 1806 nucleotides long. The record is from the annotation of a GenBank genome assembly. Lineage: Eukaryota; Bacillariophyta; Bacillariophyceae; Bacillariales; Bacillariaceae.
AUGAAAAAGUGUAAAAGCUUAUUAGCUUUUUAUGCUUUAUUCUACCAUGCCAAGGCAUUAUCUUUUGCAUCACCCUUGACACAUGGAAGAACAAGGUCCCUGCUGAUGGUAAAUGGUGGAACACAGCAGCUGUGGUCCGAAACAGAAGAAGCAGCGUUGUCCGAAAAACUAGAAUCCGAUCCAUCGGAAGAAUCCAUGAUGCGAGGUGGCGAGUAUUCGCCUUCUGCCUGGAACAACGAGACGGAUGGUAGCAACAUGCCUAUGGAAGGCGAUGCUGGCAGUGGUAGCUCUCCUAGCACUAUUACUUCACGAACAUUUGAUUCUGAUGCCGAGUUUCUUGAAUCUGUAAUAAAAGCAUCCAACUUUGGGCAAGGUCUUGAUGAAGGAGAGGACUUGCAAGAUAUCAUCCAAGCCUUUGUCAAGACAAAUUACUCCAAAGGGGAGCUCCUCUUUUCUGAAAAGGACGAGACUGGAGACUUUUUAUUUGUGGUGGAAUCUGGUCAAUUCAUUGUCUCUGUGGAAGGACAACAGCUACCAGCUCCCUAUGGCAUUGCAUCUCAGGGAAGCAUUAUUGGUGAACUAGCACUCAUAUAUGACACUGGAAGGGUCGGAACCGUACGAGCCAAGACAGAUGUUACAGGCUUUCGAUUGGAUCGGGAUGCCUUUCUGAAAUGGCUCGAAAAGUGGCCAGGAAAACGAAACGAUUUGAAGCACGAACUGAAACAGAUUGACGAUGUCAUUGCCAAGGUAUCGGGCGUCCGUCUCAAAUAUGGUGGUAGCGUCAUUCGUAAAAUCAAUCCCUCUCGUCUCUGGCUGUGGACUCGAUGGUCCGGGACCAUUCUACAACAUGCUUGGAAGGUUUCCUUGGCCAACUUGCUGACUGCCACUACCCUCGUCGUUGCAACUCGACUCUUGGCCAAACCAACUUGGGGACUUACCGUCAUGCCCGAUCCCAACAACCCACUCAUUAGCAAAAUGCUGGGCCUCUUUGAUGUUUGGCAGUAUCUGAUGACUGUGACGACUUUUAUCUUGACAUUCUUUUUGGGACAGGCCUACAGUUUGUGGAGGGACAUUUACUCGACGGCUCGGGUGGUCCAAGGACGACUCAGUGAUAUCAACUUGAUGUUGGCAGUUUCGGCAGAACGAGAUCGGAGUGGAGCGUACACCAAGAGGGCCAGAGAAUUAAUGGAAGACGUGGCCAGUUAUACUAGAUUGUAUCACGUAUUCAUGUGGGCAUCCUUUUCCAACAAACUCAAUCUGUUAUUGAGUGACAUGGGACUCCGGCGAAUGGUGAAUCGAGGAGUAUUGAGUAGGAAGCAAUUCAAUACACUUCAAAAGCUGGAUGCUACUACGGUGGCCCCUCAACAUGCAUGUUUGAUCUGGAUCAUGACUCGAUUUCUAAAGGGAAUGCAAGACAAUGUCGUUCCCAACGAUGUGACCAUGAAGCAAACGUUAUUCAACAAGGCCAUGGAACUACAAGGAACCUUUGCUGGAGUUGGAGGCAAAUUGGCUGGCAGAUCACCGCUGGCAUAUGUUCAUCUAGUCCAAAUACUUGUGGAUUCCUUUUUAUUACUGGCACCGGUUGCUCUCACGUACAAGCUUGGGGUAUGGGGCAUUCCUGCAGUUGGUAUUUUGACGCUCUUUUACUCGGGACUAUUGGAUUUGUCCAAGAUCUUGUUGCACCCAUUAGGCAAUGACGAUGACAUUUAUGACGAAUCCGUAAACAUGGAUCUAGCUGUGAUUAUUCGGGAAAGCAACGGUGGAUCCACCCGAUGGAUGGACGGUGGUGAAUUAUUGCCAUUUUAG